Messenger RNA from Globicephala melas (long-finned pilot whale), 2373 nucleotides. RefSeq names its product phospholipid-transporting ATPase IB-like. Gene Ontology annotation, biological process: neuron development; phospholipid translocation. NCBI's taxonomy places the organism in Eukaryota, Metazoa, Chordata, Mammalia, Artiodactyla, Delphinidae. Gene Ontology annotation, molecular function: nucleotide binding; ATPase-coupled intramembrane lipid carrier activity. The record is from RefSeq and is a predicted model, not a curated record. Gene Ontology annotation, cellular component: plasma membrane.
CUGGGUUUCCUCCUUUGUGACCCUGCCUCGCGGGGGCCGUGAGGGAGCAGUGUCGGCCGCGUGGCCGAUGGGAGAAGAAUUCACAUUUGAAAUUCUUAUUGUCCUGGAGUUUUCUAGUACUAGAAAGAGGAUGUCUGUAAUUGUGCGAACUCCUACAGGACAGCUCCGGCUCUACUGCAAAAGGGCUGAUUCAGUGAUUUAUGAGAGACUUUCAGAAGAUUCUCUCUUUGUGGAGGAGACUUUAGCCCAUCUGGAAUGUUUUGCCAAAGAAGCUUCUGCAGGGGUCACUCACCAGCCGGCACAACUAUGACUCCAACUCUCAAUUAUCCAGGCUUAUGUGAUCCGGUGCCUUGGUUUCUCUGUGUCCUCACUCUUAAGUGUCCGCAUCAGAUGAACGGUAAACAUAAAUGCACGUAAAAGUGAAGUCUGCUGACUGACCUGUAUGCUGAGCUGGUGAAAACAACUGGGUAUGGAAUUGGCUGAAACUGUUACUUAAAAGAGGAGUGGAGGGCAGUAAAAAAGAAGAGAGGCUGCGUCUCCAAACAUCCUUCAUGGCUUUAAAAUUUUAUGAUUUAAUUUUAUUUUUCUACACAUUCUGCUAAAAUUUCAUUAAGAAUUUUUAGUCUAUGCCCCUGAAGGAUACUUCUUUGCGGUUUUAUUUCCUUUCAUGUCUUUGACUAGCAUUGGUAUCAGGACAAUUCCAGCCUGAUAAAAUGAGUUGGGAAGUGUUCCUCUGUCCUCUGUUUUCUAAAACACUUUCUGUAGUAUUAGUGUUAUUUCUUCCUAAGAUGUCUGAUACAUUUCACUGUUGACACAAUCUGGACCUAGACUUUCUUUUUGACAGAUUUUGAUGAAUAAUUCAAUUUCUUCAGCAGAUAUUUAGAUAUUUUCUACUUCUUCAGUUAGUUUCGGCAGUUUGUGUCUUUCAAGGAAUUUGUCUGUUUAUCUAGCUGUCAAAUUGGUUGGCAUAAAGUUCUUCACAGGGUUAUUUUAUUUUUUACUUUUGCGUAAUUUGUGGUGGUAUUCCUUCUUUCCUUCCUCAUGUGGAUAAUUUGUGUUUACUCCUCUCUUUUUUUUUCCUUGAUUAGUCUAGCUUGGGCUUCACCCAUUUUGCUGAUCUUUUCAAAGGGCCAACUCUAUGGUUUGUCCAGUUUCUAUUUGCAUUCUGAUAUGUAUAGCAUAUAUAAUGUGUACAUAUAUAUUAUAUAUAUAACAUUAAUAUGUAUAUAAUAUAGUCAUAUAAUGUAUAAUCAUAAUAUAUAAUAAUAUAAUAUUCCAAUAUAUAAUACAACAUAUUCAUAUCUGUAUUAUUUUCUACUUUCACCUUAUUUUAGAUUUCAUUUCUUUUUCUUUUUCUAGUUCUUUAAGGUAGAGGCUUUUAUAGUUGAUUUUAAGCUUUUCCACUAUAAAGCAUUUCAAGACAUAAAUAUUUCUUAAGCAAUGAUUUAACUACAGCUGACACAUUUUGAUAUGUUGUCAUUUAGUUCAAGGUACAGUAUUUUCUCAUUUUCCUUGCAAUUUCCUUUUUGACUCAUGGGCCAUUUAAAUGUGUGUUGUUUAAUUCCCACACAUUUAGGUAUUUUCUAUCUUCUUUCUGUUAUUGAUUUCUAACUUAAAUCUAUCGUCAGGGUAAAUACUCAGUUGUUUUUUUCUCUCCAUACUUUGAAUUUGUCAUUCUGUUGUCUUCUGGCUCCAUUGUUCCUGACGAGAAGGUCACCUUACUGUUGUUGCCCUGUAUGUGAUGUAUCAUCUUCCUCUUGCUGCUUUCCAUAUUUUCUCCUUGUCAUUGGGUUCCUGCAGUAUGCCUAUGUUGCCACUAAGUGUAGUUCUCACUGUGUUUAUUCUACUUUGGAUUCAUUGUAUCCCUAAAUUAAUGUGUUUUAACCAAAUUGCAAAGUUUUCAACCAUUAUUUCUGCAAGUAUUUUUCUGCUGCUUUUGUUUUCCUUUACCUUUACUCCAAUUUCAUAUAUGAUUGAAUGCUCGAUGUUGACGAGAGAUCUGUGGCACUGUGCAUUUUUCUUCAGUUUUCCUCCCUUUCUUCUUUGGAAUAGAUUUUUUUUUUUUUUUUUUUACUGGUCUAACUUCAGAUUAGUUGAUUCUUUCUUUUCCCAUCUCAGAUCUGAAGUUCAUAUAGUAUAUUAUUUCAUCCCUAGAGUUUCCAUUUUUUGAUAGUUUACAUUCUUCUUUUGGGAUAUCCUGGUUUUUGUUGAUUUAUAAUUGUCAUAAGUUUCUUUGAUUUUUUUUGGAAAGUAAUAAUGUCUGUUCAGUUGAAAAGGGUAGGAAUUAGCUGUUCAAUGUCUAUUUUGAAUUCCUACUGUGUUUUAGGAUUAUGUUUUCUUAUUGCAUUAUAUAGCAUAUUGACUUUUUUUUUU